Nymphaea colorata (pocket water lily) is the source of this 1390-nucleotide messenger RNA. RefSeq names its product zinc finger protein CONSTANS-LIKE 2-like. The record is from RefSeq and is a predicted model, not a curated record. Gene Ontology annotation, cellular component: nucleus. Lineage: Eukaryota; Viridiplantae; Streptophyta; Magnoliopsida; Nymphaeales; Nymphaeaceae. The coding region runs from base 151 to 1173 and encodes 340 amino acids. Gene Ontology annotation, molecular function: zinc ion binding; protein binding. The transcript is spliced from 2 exons. Gene Ontology annotation, biological process: regulation of flower development.
UUCACCAUCUUCUACCCUGUCAGUGCCCUCCCGACUUCAGUAAGCCGAGCAGGGAUUCUGUGGAGGCCAUGGAAAAUGCAAAAUAAAAAAUUCGAAAAAUUUAUGCAGAAAUAGAGCGAGAGAGAGAGAGAGAGAGAGAGAGAGAGAGUAAUGAAGGACAGGGGGAGGGGAACAGUAGGGCCAUGGCCGUCAACAAAUCCAGCUCGCAUGUCCCAAGCGCCAGCAGGCCUGUGGGUCUGCGAGGUCUGCGAGUCGUCUCCUGCCACUGUAACUUGCAAAGCAGAUGCAGUGGCUCUCUGUGCUGCCUGUGACGCCGACAUCCACUCGGCGAAUCCACUGGCCCAGCGCCACGUCAGGGUGCCGAUCUACCAGCACAAGUUCUUCGGCGGCACCAUGAGCCACAGUCAUCACCUGUCUGAUAAAUUCACAACCGAGGGAGGCAUGGAGCAGGACGAUGAUAGUGGCGAUGAUGAGCAGGAAGCCAAUUCAUGGCUGCUGUUCCAACCGGCCGGGAAGAACUCGACCAAAGAGGAUGUGAGCUUCCUGUUUGGUGGCGGUGGCGGCAAUGGUGGCACCGUAGAGGAGUACUUGGACUUGGUAGAUUAUGGGGAGCCAUGUCCAGAGGAGCAGUCACAAGCACAGAGCCAGUACAGUCGUCUGCAGCAACAGCAGGAGGAUGCUGAUGGAGCAGAUAGGAUUGUUCCAGCGAAGAGCAUGGAGGUGAAGUGUCAGCAGCAGAGCAGCAACCAGCAGCAGUACCUGGAGUUUGAGUUUGAAAAUCAGAAGGGAGGGUAUGGUUAUUCUGGAUCUCUUAUCCAUAGUAUUGCUCCAGAUGUUGGCAUAGUCCCGGAAGCAGCCAUUAAUGAAUACUCAGGCUCAUAUUUCUCAACUCCAAAUGGAUCAUUAGAACUAUCCACAGGAACUGGGGUUCAAGUUCUGGCAAGUUUCACUCCCAUGGACCGGGAAGCCCGGGUUCUCAGAUACAGGGAGAAGCGCAAGAACAGAAAAUUUGAAAAGACAAUCAGGUAUGCUUCACGUAAGGCCUACGCAGAGACAAGACCCAGAAUCAAAGGGCGCUUUGCGAAACGAACAGAUGUUGAAGUUGAAGUUGAUCAGAUCUACUCUUCUGCUAUGAUUGUUGAAACAGGCUAUGGAGUCGUUCCAACAUUCUGAUUCACCACAGUAUAAGUCUUUGUAUUGGUUAUUUCACUAUGUGUAAUUCCAGCCGAACACUCUCCAUGAUGAAGUUGCUUUCCUACAGAAAAUGCGUAUCCGAUAAACCAUUAAUCAUCAUCAUCUUAUAUAGCCUUGUCAUAGUACUAAAAGCACUUGUAUCAAAAAUUUAAAGAGAGAAAAAAAUGAAACGUUAUUGCCUUUUCUUUUUGUGAAA